CAAGACAGAGCGCGAAUGCUGCUCUACGAUAUCCUGCCAUACAAGGAAAACGCUGUUGAUACACUUUGUGAGAUUCUGAAAGAAGCAGGUCAGCUACAUAUCGUUAGAGACGUUAUGAAGAGAGGAGGCGUGGUUUGUGCAGAUGAGCCUGCAAGUAAUCUGCAGACAGUACAGCAACAGCAGACCAUCCAACAGUCAGAACCUAAUCAACAGUGUGACGGGCUCAAUGGACAGGAGAAGAGCAUGACAGAAAGUGUGCAAGAUCAGCAAGGUAGUAUGACUGCACCUACUGAAGACAACUGCACUAGAGAAAGGGAGGAAGAUGGGACUAGUGGAUCAACAGUGGAAGCAACUACAACUUCACAGGAAGAUCUCGAGGUAGAUUCUGAAUGGAAGGAACGUUUGAAGCAUUGUCUUCCAGAUCUUCUAGCUGCUCUUCGUCCAAGUUUGUUUUUGGAUCAACUUCGAGGUUCUAAUUUAAUUUCUCAAGAAGAACACACAGACCUGCAAGAAAAGUCAUUGUCUGAAACUGAUCGAUCGGACACACUUGUAAGUUUUAUUCUUCCUCGAAAAGGAAAGGGAUCAUUUGAAUCAUUUUGUAAGAUUCUUUGUAAUGUGGAGAAACAAAAACAUAUUGUAAGUGAAAUUCUGAAAGUUCAAAAUCCAUCCUUACUUCCUGUUGAUGCCAACGUUUCACGUAGUGGAGAAACGAUUGGUCAAUCUGUCAAAAGGAAAAAAGCGAAUGAACAUUCUAGUGACUCAUCUCAUUCUAAACGAUCAUGCGUUGGUGGAAAGAUUGGAAGUGCAACAUUUAUAUUUAGAAAGAUAGACAAGGAGGCUGUCAAAGUCUGGAAGGAGAGUAUUAGAAAAAUGUGUCGAAAAUGUUUUAAAAUAUCACAAAAAGAUGUAAAGUUUGUGUACAGUCUUCCACCAGCUGGUCAAGUGGAUUCCGUAUUCUUUGGUGACUCAAUCAACAAGAUAGCUUUAGUUCAUCUGGAUGGUGUAGCACCAGAUCGUGUUGAGAGUCACAAGAGCCGGUUAGUUUCUUUCAUUGCUCGUUUAAUGAAAGUGACAGAAAAUCACAUUCAUUAUAUGGAGGCAACUAAAGGCUCAUCUCUUGUUCUGUUUCAAAUGCGAAUGGAUGACUACUUUAGACUUUUUUCUGCACUGACCGUGGAAGCGCAAUGUAUUGCACUUUAUCAAACGUUGAAAUGGACAUUUCCAGAGUUAGUUGGGGUCAAGUUUAGACUUGGUGGUUUGCCAGCAGUGGAAUUGAGCAAUUCAAGAUUAAGCUUGGAGAAAGUGUUGAUGGGCAUAGGAAGUAAUUUGAGAACUCUGAGGAUGAACCAGACGACCAUGUUGUCACUGUCAGCAAUUUCUUUACAAUAUGAGUACAUGGACAUGGAGAAACAUGUAUUUUGUUUGUAUGACAUUGUUGAUGGUGUAACAGAUGAUCUGCGGAACUGUGACUGUCGGAUUCUGACAUUACAGAAAUCAGUUCCACAUGCAAAGUACUCUAGCAGACAGAACAAAAUAGUGUUGGACGAACUUGGGAAUGACAGAAUUGAUCAUGCAGUUCAGCUCAUGGUAAGAGACAAGAAUUCUGUUGCUGCAUGUUUCAGAAGAAUGAAAUUGAGAGAGCAUAAGACUGCAAUAGAUGUAAAUGAAAAACUUGAUGUAAUUAAAGGACUUCGAGAAGAAGUAGAGACAAAGCUAUCACAAAGACCACAAUUGGCAGAGUUAACUGCAUGCAGUCACUCACUGAUAGAAGGAUUACAAGCAAGAGUAGUCAAUCUCAAGCUUUCUAAGAAAAUGGGUUCAAUGAAACAACAGACAGAAGCAAUGGGAGAGAAGUGGACAAAUUUGGCUCUUCGAAUUGACAAAGCACAAUCUGUAGAAGAGAUUCAGAUCAAUGACAGUCUGCCAUCAUGGACACAGUGGAAUGUACACAUGCCUCAUGACAGUUGGUCAUAUAAUAAAAUGGGAGAGAUUGAAGGCAGACUAGUUGUAGGAGGUUUUGAUGGUAAUCUGCAUGUAUUCACUUAUAAACUUAAUAAGUGGGACAAGUUUGUCAGAAAGAAUGGUUACAUCAGGAAUGUAGUGUGUCAUCAAGGUGUGUGUCUGGUGUGUGUGGAGGAUGUAGAUAAAGAUCAGUUUGUGAUUGAACAAUUUUAUUUGAAUGAAGACAACAAAUGGCGUUUUCUCACAGUUCUACCAAACAAACUGCGGUUGGGUGGUGUAUCUGUUGCUCUUCAUGACAACUCACUGUAUGUGGUGGGCGGUGUGACUAAAUCAGGGGAGACAGUGAACACAGCAAGUGUGUGUGACCUUCACAGCGGUCAUUGGUAUAAGAUGGAUGACAUGCAAACAAAACGUUGUUACUGUUCUUCUGUUAUUAUAAACAACACAGUGUUUGUAGGGGGAGGAGAGAUAUAUAGAGAUUACUUUAGUAAUAUUGUUGAGUGUGCAGAUGUUCGUGAUAGAAAAUGGAGAACAAUCCCCUCUACAACAACAUCCGACUCGACAUUAACAUCAGUCAGUAAUAGACUGGUUGGGACUGGAGGAGUGACACAACAGUGGUUUCAUUCUUAUUCUAAUAUUGUAGAAUUAUAUGAUGAGAGAUCUACCAAAUGGCUUCCUCUUCCACACAUGACACACAAACGGUGGGCACAUGCUGCAUUCUCAACUCAGAAUGGAGAACUCAUCACAGCAGGAGGGAUGGAUGAACAACAUAGAAUGUUACUAUCAAUAGAAAGUCUGAAAUGUGACUAACAUUUCCCUUUAAUUCCAAUUGGUGUGUGUUUGUUAAAUUAUAAGUUUUAGUGACAAUUUGACAUAAACUAGACGUAAUAGUAACAUCAACUGCGCAGUUUAACAAUUAAUUACAAUAGAGAAA
This is a messenger RNA of Corticium candelabrum, 2896 nucleotides long. RefSeq lists its product as uncharacterized. Gene Ontology annotation, biological process: regulation of apoptotic process. The coding region runs from base 16 to 2772 and encodes 918 amino acids. NCBI's taxonomy places the organism in Eukaryota, Metazoa, Porifera, Homoscleromorpha, Homosclerophorida, Plakinidae. The record is from RefSeq and is a predicted model, not a curated record. Gene Ontology annotation, molecular function: protein binding. The transcript is spliced from 10 exons.